AAUUACACUUUUUAUUUGAUAGCUAUUUCCAAUUUUACAUGUAUUCUGUGACGAUAUAAUUUCAUAUUGUAUGGGAAUAUUUUCCAAAGAGCAAUCAGGUGCUUAUCUUCCAUUUAUGGAUUUGAAAAUCUCUCCCUGUAAUACUUUGUAUAUCAAGUUUUGUUGGAAAAAAAUGUAUAAGAUGCCACUUUGAAGUUCAGGGAAAUCCUCUGCUUUCUUCUCAAAGGUCUUUCUUGAAAUAUUUAAACUCUAAAGUUUCCAGGCUAGCAGCGAAAUAGACAUGUGCAGAAGAUGUCUAUCAACAGCUCUGUUCUUUUUCUAAUUGGUGAGUUCAAGUGCUUCUGGGUGCUCAGACAGAUACACAGAUUUUGUACUGACAAGUUGAAACAGAAACAGUGUGGAUGGUUAUUGAUAACUUUCAUUAAAGGUAUAAAUGAAUUCCAAGAAUAAUUUGGCAAAAAAAAUAGAGAGGGUUUCUGGGAGUGUCAGACAGCUGUUGAGAACAGCACCAGAUGAAAAUUUGCAAAAAUAUUAUUGACAGUUUGCAUUUGUGCAGCUCCUUUCAAUUGAGGAUCUCAAAGUAAUUCAUCUGAAAAUCUACAAACAUUAAUUAAUUGAGUCUUAGCACAUUCCGGUGAAAUAGGUGUCUCUAUAUUAGCAUCUUUUAAUACAUGGGGAUACAGAGGCUGAGAGGUAAAGUACGUGGCCAAGGCCACACAGUGUCAUUGAAAGAAUUGCAAAUAGAAUUGAGAGUCUUCCAUUCAUCCUCUCUUCUGAUUAGUAGAAAAUGUAAUUAAAUAUUUGAGGCAAGUUUAUCUGUGAUCAUUUGAUUCUCUACUUUUCCACAAAAUUACACAAACUCAAAAAAAAAUAAAUAAAAAAUCCAUGUGUACAUUACACACACGCUAUCUCACUUAGGUAAAUGCAUAUCUAAAAGGGAAAGAAAAAAAGAAAACAAAUCCUUAAGUCAGAAAAUCAUGCAGCAAGGAAGGCUUUUAUCUGGCUCAUGAAUAUUUGCCUAUGCACGAAUCAAAUAAUGAAUAUACUUCUCUGUAAAGACCUGAAUGAUUCUCUCUAACAUUAUUACGUAUGCCUUUGGUACUACUCACAUUGUAUGAAAAGUAUGUUCAAGAUUUUGUUCUGUAUUACUCUUUGACAGCCUACAGUAUUAGGAGUUACAGUAGAAUAGAGGAGGAUUUAUAAUUAAUCAUUCUGUUCACUUAUUAAUUUUAAAAACAGUCUGAACUACAAGUUUUGAAAGUCAUAUUUCAGUAGUAGUUUUAUGGCAUCAGGAAGGGAUUUUAAAAAUGUAAGGAAAUGUGAUGUUUGGAAGUCCUGAAACAGAAAUUUCAAUGUAUGCAAUACAUAAACAAAAGCUCGGCUUUUAAUAUAUAUUGUUCUUCAUAAAGAACAUAAAAUAAGUUACAGAGAGUUCACUAAGAGAGUCAGCUAUAUAAAUAAGAUCUUGUUUUAGGUUAAACCCAAUAAAAUUCCACUUAAACAAAAAUAUAAUGAAAAAAUCGCCCUCUUUUUCUACAAAACAUACACAGAAAAUUCUUGAAACUUACACUGUUUGCAGUUUUAAACUGUUUUUGCAGGGGGUCAAUAUUUCUUAAAACUCUUCUCUGCACUCCCCCCAUAUUUUUAAUUGUAGUGGUCAAUCCUUUACCCAGUGAAGUCAUCAGCUUCAGUAGAAGCAGGAUUGGGCCCCAGUUGUUUACUCUUAAAAUAGGUUCAAAAAUUUAUACCUCAAAACUCAACACUGCAAACCAAAAAUGCUACACAUAUGCUACAGGAAAAGUUUUAAGGUGCUCUGUCUUAUUGUUUAUAUUUGUGCAUUUAGCUAACAGCAAACUAUCUUUAGUCUAGUUCAUCUGGCACUUAUGAAAUAUACAAGUUAUUUUAACAGAACUGCUUGCAUGAAUACGACAGGCAGGAUUUGGCUCAGUAUGUAAUUCAUAUCUGUUUAAAUGACCAACUAUUGCUCUUGAUUAAUGGUUCAAAACACUGUGUAGUUACUUAAAAGUCCAUGAAAAGCCAAAUAUUUCUCUGCAGCUUUCUCAGGUAUAUUAAAGGAAAAUCCAUUGUAAGUGUAAGUCUAAAGCUACUCUUAGUUAUGUACUUUAAAUUAUUUCAAGAUACCUAAUCAGUUAGCCUAAUGUUUAACAGCAGCACAGUAUAACCAAGGCUGUCAAAAUGCUAUGUAACUGCCAGAAAACACAUAUUACAUAAUUCAUAUUUAAACACUUGUUAAGAUUGUCAAGCGGGGGAUAAGGUGGUGGCUACAGAAGCCAUUCAUCAGCCAAUUCAGAUCUAUUGCUUAUAAACUUGGAAAUACUUUAUUCAAAACAGUUUAACUGAAGUUAAUGCUGAACAGUUCCCUGUUCACAAUCCUUAUGAUUCCACUAAAUGCAUACAAGGCCAAGGUGCUUAUUGGAAUGCAGUAGCAGUUUACAUCUUUGACGUCAAUAAUUGCUUAAUCAUGCAACUACAAAAGAGGGCAUUAGACAGUGGAUGACAUUUUGUUGGAUGUUAGAUAUUCCGUAUGCCCAUAUAAAUUGCUCAUGAUGCAACAUCUGCAAAGAGCAUAGAGCUUUCAGUCACUAAAGAAUUAUUUUUUUAAAAGACUCGUUUUGUUUUGGUUCAAAGUGCUUGUUUCUCUAAUUCUCUGCAUUGUCUAUAAACUAAUAAAAUACAGCCAUCUAUAGUUUAUUAAACAAAAGGUGGGCAGAGGGAGACAGUACCAUGAUAGUUAUGUCUUUCUGCUACAGCCAGUAUUCUCUUUUUUUACAUUUACAGACCAUAUUAAUUUUACUCAUUUACUUGUGUUCUGCACCUCUCUGUUGCUGUUAGUAUACAAAGGGUCUGCUCCUGUAUAUCUUGCAGAGUAUUGGAUGUGCAGGAUUGAAACUCAGUGGAAAUAUAUAACAGACUCUCUAUCAAAAAUGGCUUAACUAAAAAGUCAGCUUUUUCCUGCAAUAUUUCUUAAAAGACACCAAGGGAAAAAUAAAUGAAAGGAGCAAAAGCCAACCUCUUUUCUUUUUAGCUGUCGUUAAGGAGAUCCCUUGAAAGGGUCUAUAAGAUGAUUUCUUGCCCAGGCAAUGCAAUGAUGUCUGUGUAUAAUAUUCCUAUUAUCAAAAUAGUUAAAGGAAAUUUAACAUAAGAUGUAUCCAUUCACGCACAAAGAACUCAGCCCAAGCUAUCAAAACUUGGGAAGCCUACAAAAGUGACAAAAAUAAUAAAGGUCAGAAAAUUAGAAAUGCUAUUUUUUUUUAGAAAAUAAAAUAAAAUAACUUAGCUUUUUGGGGGAUAUUUGUUGCUUCUGGAGUCUUAGAUGGGUUUUUUCCCCCCCCAGGAAUAUUUCAUGGGCUGCAACAUGUUAGAGUAGGAGGCUGAAGGUAACCCUGGUAAGUAACAAUUAGGUAAAUCCUUUUAAAUCCAUGAUAAUGAAGUAAAACAAAAAACACUAAAGUUGUAACUUUUGUUUAGAUAGAUUUUUUUUUUUAAAAUAGUUCAAGUGCUAUUAGUCCUUGCCUUGUAAUUGAAAUACUUUCUUUUUUAAUUGUGGCAAAGCUGAAUAUCCAUUGACAGCUUCGAAAUAUUUUUAUGUAGUAUACAAAUAGAAAAUAUUAAUCUAAAUAUACUUUAGAUGCAGAGAAAAAUGCAUAAAAAGAUCAAAGCCUAAAGCUAGAGCAGCUGGGAAUGGUAUUUAUAUGAGGGAUUUGUAUUCGUUUAAAGGGAAACACACAACGAAACAGAGAAAUUGAAGUGGUGGUUGACCUAUUCAUUUUAUUUGGUAUUUCGGACUAGUCCAGUGUGGGGACUUUUAUAGGGCUCAGUUUUCUAGUCUUUUUAAAUACCAACAUGAAGUGCGGCAUGAUAAUCUACCACUGGAGGGAGUCUGGGAGCUUUCAAACAGCUCAAAAGCACCGGGAAAACGGCGAGCCACACUGGGAGACUGAGUGGGCACGGUGAGAGAGGUUUUUAUUGAAGCAAAAGAAAAUACACUAGCGCCGGCACGAUUUCAGUCCAAAACUAAAGGUGCUUGGGUCAGAAGAGACAGGAAUACUUGAGAGGGAGCUGGGAGGGGGAUCCCCUUUGGUAAUAUAGCCUGAGUGCUGUGACACUUCGCAGGCAAUGCUUCCUUCUGUCCACAGAAAAAGAGCAAAGCCCUUGUCCACAACUAUUGUCCCCUUCAGCCAACCUCUUCCAGAGGCUUUUGCAAACUUCGGAGCUAAACGGGGGGUGGGGGGCGAACAAAUGGAAGGUAAGAGAACGUGUGUCUGUAUAGACACAACACACCCCUUUAAAUUAGGGAUGGAGAAGCUCACCUGAUCUAAACUUCCUGCCAGUGCAGCAUAGCACGUACAGCUGGUGCAUAGUGAUGGCAUUUCUGCCCUUUGAGAGAUGUUAAUGAAAUAGAGCAGAGUAGUUCCAUUAUUAUUAGCUCAUCCUCAGAGUUUACACGUAGAACUUGCAGUGUUUUUUGGCGGUUCAUUUUGCCGCAUUAACACCAGCUCCGCCGAUGCGGGGUUACAUUUGUCUGGUAAUUGUCCAAUGAGAUAUUUGCAGGACACGCCCAAUUAUAAACUCUCGCUUGAAUAAACUACUUUAAAGACACACACAGCCGUUUAGCAAGCCAAAAUGCAAUUGUUGGAAGAAGAGGAUUAAAGGCAAAACACAGCAGAGGAGAAUCUGUUUUCCAGACUGCUAAACAACCGUCCGAUUUUAAUUUGAUUAUGUAAUAUUUAAGAUUAGCGUUGCAAUUUUGCAAACCAAUUCAAUUGAUCCCGUCACAUCUCAUCCAGUAACAGCUGAUGUCAGAUCCUCGGUGGCGUGUAAAUCAUAUAUUUAAAUCUAAACUAAGUGAUGAAGGAGCUUUAAUGCACGCUUGAAUUAUUUUCUACACUCUUUUCAGUGACAGCUGUCCACUCUUAAGAUUGAAUUUAUGGGCGUGUAUGUGAGUGAGAGAGGACCCCUAGACAGAACCUGGGUUGAAAUGGUUACAUUUAGCAGUAAGGCCAUACAGGGACCACUCGGAUCUCCUUGUAAUUCAAUUAAUCAGGUUUCAGGAAGGUGAGGCUGGGUAAAUUUUUUGGCAUGGGGUAGGGGAGAAUAAGGAAACGCCCCUUUUCUCGCGUUGUAAACCAAUCCGGGUACAGUAAAAAAAAGGGGAAAAAAAGCAGUCUGUAAGCAAACAGCAGGCUGUGCCCUGACUGGCUGCGCCGGCACAUCCCCCCCCUCCCUUGCUCAAGUAAACUGCAUGCAAAAAUCCCACAUGAUCAACCAGCAGCGCCUGUGCUCCGAGCUAGAUGUCUGCGCCUCCUCCGUGCAUCUAUUCCUCGCACACACCAGCUUCCAGAUCUCUCUUCUGACGCACACGCAUGUGUAUGUAUGUGCGUGUGUAUAUAUCUAUAUACACAUACCGUGUAUAUAUCUAUGCAGCUGUCUGUUGCACACGCACAUGCACACAGACACCCAGGGCACUAGACUCCUAGAUUUUCCUAGGCUGCUGAUGUCGGAUUUACAGGCAGAGAAGGGACCAGCGUUGCAAAAGGGGGCGUGACAGUUUAAAUAUCCCCCCUCCCAAACAUUUUUUUUUUUUUUUUGCAAAACUGAUUUGUCCCCCCCCCACCAUCCCGCCCCCCGCGCCGCUGCAUUCAAGUGUAUUUGCUCGCCAGGGCGGAAUAUUUUUUUCUUCAGAGGGAAAAGCUGCCGGGCAAGACCAAGACGAAGGCUUGAUUUGUUUUCUGAUGUAGUCUCUGAGGGGCGCUUGCUUUCCUCCUCCUUCCCUCGCUCUUUCAAACUGUUUCGUCCUUCUUCCCAAGCCGCUGGUUCAGGGAUGGAGCCCGCUUCAGUCUAACGCAGGCACUCCGGGAAGCCGCAGGAGGCGAUUCCCGCGGCUCCAUCGCGUUCCCUGCGCAGAGGCGGCGGCUCGACACCAGCCUCGCCGGAGGAGUUUGGGGGCGUUCAGCUUCCCCGUCUGCGGGGCUCGGCCGGGUUUACAGGCUCUCCUGCAACAGCCGCGUUUCCCUCGGCUCGCGUCCCGCGCCGCAGGCCGGCUUGGAUCGGCCGCUGCUUGUGCCUUUGCUGUGGCUCGGUCCGCGGUGCAUCCCGCGCCCGGGAACAGGAAGGACAAGAAACCCACCCCAGCGAGUCUCCUCCAACCAAGACGCGCUCUGCGGCACAGCGGGCUCCCCGGCUCCAUCCGCGCAGCGGCCGGACUCCUCGGGGCUCGCUUGCUGCCCCUCGGGAGUGUGUGGCGGGGGGAGCCGCAAACUUUGUACUUGCUGCACGGGUUCGCCUCCCGCCCGGCCCAGCUGCCUGGACGCAUUCCCAGGGCCCCGGGGGGGAGGGCGCGCGGGCGAAGAUUUGUUGCUGCUCUUGCCGCCCCCCCCCGCGUCCUCGCGCGCUCACCUGAACCGGCUGCCGCUGCCUCCGGAGCCGGAGGGCUGCGAAGGAAGGACGGACCUGGAGUCCCCUCCCCGCAUGCGCCACCAGCCACCAAGUAACUUUGCGAGAGGCCGGCGAGCGGUGCCUUGAGAGGAGCCCCCCGCCUAGCGCUAGCAGCCUGCCGGCGCCGGUGUAUGUCUCCUCGUGGGCUCCGCGCUGGACUCCCGGUGAAUGUUCCCCGCCCGCCGCCCGCUGCUGCUGCCGCCGCCCGGCUCGGCUCCCACCUCCCCCUGCCGGGGUGACUAAGCUCCAGCGGCUCCCGAAGGGACCCAAGCCCACCCUAUCGGGGGGGGGGGCGCGUCUUGCUGCGGCUUGUCAGGGCAGCCUCCGUGUGGCCCCCUCCCUGCCCUUUCUGUGACUUGACUGCCUGAGUGGGCCGGGACUCCGCGAUGUUGCACGUGGAGAUGUUGACGCUGGUGUUUCUGGUGCUCUGGAUGUGCGUGGUCAGCCAGGAGCCCGGCUCCAAGGCGGUGGCCGAUCGCUAUGCCGUCUACUGGAACAGCACCAACCCCAGAUUCCAGAGGGGUGACUACCACAUUGAUGUCUGCAUCAAUGAUUAUUUGGAUGUGUUCUGCCCUCACUAUGAGGAUUCAGUGCCAGAAGAUAAGACUGAACGCUACAUUCUUUACAUGGUGAACUUCGAUGGCUACAGCUCCUGCGAUCACACCUCCAAAGGAUUCAAGAGGUGGGAAUGUAAUCGGCCUCAUUCCCCGAAUGGACCACUGAAGUUCUCAGAAAAAUUCCAGCUCUUCACACCUUUCUCACUAGGAUUUGAGUUCAGGCCAGGCCGGGAAUAUUUCUACAUCUCUUCUGCAAUCCCAGAUAAUGGAAGGAGGUCCUGUCUAAAGCUUAAAGUCUUUGUGCGGCCAGCAAACAGCUGUAUGAAAACUAUAGGUGUUCAUGAUCGUGUUUUCGAUGUUAACGACAAAGUAGAAAAUUCAUUAGAACCAGCAGAUGAUACCGUACAUGAGUCAGCCGAGCCAUCCCGCGGUGAGAAUGCAGCCCAGACACCGAGGAUAUCCAGCCGACUUUUGGCAACCCUAUUGUUCCUCCUGGCGAUGCUUUUGACAUUAUAGCACAUAUAUUCCAGUAACCUGUCACAGAAAACAUCAGGGUCUUGGAACAUCAAAGAUCCACCUAACUGCUCCUCCCAGGAAAGGGACUUUAUAUUGGUUUUGCAGAUGUCAAAUUUUUGGGGGAGGCCGGGAGGGAUUGUUUGUUUGUUUGUUUGUUUUCCUUUCAGCCUGAACUAUGAGCAAGAAUUUGAGGGGAAUAACUAGUUUCAGUUCCCAACCUUCCCCAUGACUUUCCUUGACCCCUCCAAAAAUCAAAGGACUCAUAAUGAAAAUGCCAAAUUAUAACAGUGAUACUAGUGAUUCUUAUUUUUCUCUUCAUUCUCCUUUAAGAAGUCACUUCUGCUAGCUCACUGUGUCAUUUGUAUGUGGAUCCAGAAGAAUAGUGGCAGAUGCAGUCAGUGAAGGAUAAGGAACCUGAGUGGAAGCCCAGGAGGGUUUUACUCUCCAAUACAAUAUUUAUGCCUUCUCGUUCAGUACUGUAAGAUGAUCAUGCAAGGCAUCAUGUCAUCAUGUCAGAACUGGAGGGGAAAUAUUAAGAACAGAUACAACACUAUUUCCUCUAGGAGUUUCUAAAUGAACAGGCUUCUAAAAGGAAGAGACAGUUUCUUAUAAGACUGUCUUGAAACAUCAUUGACAGUAAAAACCUGUGCUCCAUAAUAGAAGUUCUCUUUAGAAAAAAAAUAUUAAUAUUUAGGAAUGUUAGCACACAGCAAGCAAGGUCAGAUUUAGGAAACUUCACUGGGGGUGCGAGUGCCUCUGUUGUUUCCAUUUAAGUGGGUAGUGCACACCAGAUUAUUUUCUUUCAAAACAGAUCACCAUGGUGCUACGAUAUUUUUUUCUUGAAAUGCAAAGAGGCAUUUUUUUGUGAAUAAAGUGACCUUCCCCAGGGCUGACUUAGUAGCUGGUAGCCUUGUAUGCAGCUCUGGGUGACAAUAUGUUCUAAGGAGAGGACUUCAGUGGUCAGAGGAAACAUGUUUGGGACACAGGAUAUCCAGUGUGUUCUUGAUUUGUCUCCCCUGCAAGUUCCACUAUCAUGGGAAUAAAAAAAAGCCAGAAGAAGCCAGGACAGCCAAUCGGCAUUGUUGGGGGGGGGGGGGGGGUAAGGAAAAGUGUUUGAAAGUAAGGAAUACAAAUUGAAGUGUUGAUUUUAUAUCUUCUCCCUUUCCAACACAGUUUGAACAGUAGAGGAAAUAUGUUUAUCAGCAGGAGAUAAACCAGAUGGGCUCCCAAAGACUUUAACAAAAUAUUUUUUUAAAAAUCCACUAGAAUAGAAAAUACAUUAUUUAGAUAUACUUUAUGCUGAGAGUGAGUAUAUAUGCUUGUCCUAUUUAAACGUGAGAAAAGUGGUAACCCUUGAUGCAAUUAGGAAUAUGGGAACUGUUUUGUUUGAUGAAAUUGGGGGGUGACCCUGUUUAAGGAAUCUGAGCAUGGCCAAGAAAGGACUUGAGAAGUCAUUCACCAGGAAAUGCAAGUCUUGGGGUUACUAUUGGCGAGGCUGCCAUGAUCUUUGAAAUCUGAAAUAUAGUCAGGGAAAUGUGUCAGGCCAAUAUCAAAACAAAGCAUUUCAAACAAAAACUGAUGAUUAUGAUUAUGUUGAAUGUGAAAAAAUGGAACACAUUCCAACAAAACAAGGGAUUUUAUGUAUUAGUUAAAAAUUAAUAGGGGUUGUUAAUGGGCUUCAUUUUGUGAAAAUGAUUAUAAAUUACAUUAAAUUAAAUUAAAAAGAGCUGCUUCCUAGAAUUUUGAACAGUCCAUGAUUCAAAAAAGAGAAAAGGAAAUUGUACACAUGUUAAACUAAAAUGUGGGGUUGCCUGAUACUAUACAGUAUGGAUAUUGAUGCAGAAGCUGCCCUUGAGAUAGAAUCAAGGAAAUUCUACUAAUAUUGAACACACAAAAUCAAAAAUCACAGUCUAGACGCUGAAGAAAAUCACCAUUUCGUUACGAUAUAGUCAAUACAUUUCUCUUUCUCCAGCAUGUAUAGUUGGAGCACAUGCUAACGUUUCCUUCAACUAAGAAUUACAGAACUUUGGGGGAGGUGGGCUUAAGGAUGAAAACACACCUUAUAAUAGACAGCGAUAAGAUAAUAUUGCUAGGUAAGCAUAUUUUAAAAGAUUCACAUUGGUUGCACUUAGUCAUACUUAUAUAAAUAGUGCUGAUUUUAUUUCAGAAGUGAAUUUCAUUGUGUUCUAUCAUUUGUCUAUCAAUGACAAUGGACUCUCACAACCAUAGGUGUAGUUUAACUUCCUUAUUGGGGAGGGACAGCUCCAGUCAGGACAAUAGGAUUGCAUGUCAGGGGGGAAAUUCCAUGUCUGCCCAAGGCUUGCAGUUUGGCGGGGGGGGAGAAAGGACCCCCAUCUCCAAAUUAUGCCCAUGCUCAAAAGCCACACUUAUCAACAGCAAACUUUUUUUUCACUAGUGUUUUCCACAGUGAAAUUCAAUCCUUUAUUUUACCACAUUGCCAGCGCUAACUAAAUUAAUAAUAGCAAGAAUAUCACAGCUAACGGACAAACUACUACACUAUAUAGAAUAAUAUAACUGUGAAUUGCAAGCUUACCAGACAUCAGCUUGGAUACUUAAUGGCAUCAGGCAAUCCCAGUCGUAUCAAGUAAGCAAGUGCUGCAAACCAUUGAAUCUUUGGUUUUUGUUGUGCUGAGUUACAAAACUCUGGAAGCUUUGAAGGAUGUUGGUGCAAGUUUAAGCAGCUCUUCUUCCCCCCCCCCCCCCACACACACACAUGCACCCACCCUGUGAAGUCUGAGGGACUAACUAAUUCUGCAACAGACAUCUCUCAGCCCAGAUAGUUCACCCCCGUGACCUGCACUCCUGGUUGCCAAGGGCUUUGCAACGUGAAGCAGGGAAAUAAGGAUCAGUCUGUUUAGUGGAUACUAUGUAUCCUUUAAUAGACAAGGUAACAUUUCGUGUUAGUUUAGAAUAUUGUUUUGUACUGUACUUUCUUGAAUGGCAAACGAAAGACAAGUAAAACUUAAAAAAAAAAGGGUAUGUUCUUUAAAUUCUGUAUUUAGCAACCUCUGUUGUAUAUAGUGUUUGAUAAUAAAGUAUUAAUUUGAUUCUUAUGUCUUUUGUAAGUGAGAACAAUAGACUUUCAGGAUAUUAAAAACAUGCAUUGAUUAUAAGACAGAGCUUUGAAGCAUCAAGUGUAAUCAUGGCUGAGAACUGAGUUAUAAGGGGCCAUGACACUGCAUCAUACAGGACUCAUCUGUGAAAACUGUUCACCUGAUCUCAAGAUUUCACAAUGUCAAGACCUGGAACAACAUGACUUUUGAUGAUCAAUGUUUUGUCCUCAGUGUUUAAAGGUCUGAUGUUACAGUGUGUGGUUUUUUGUGUUGGUUUUUUAUUUUGUUUUGGGGUUUUUUAACAUGUUGGUUUCUAAAAGGCUUUGGGGAUUGAACAAUUCUUCUAUUCCUUUGUUUUCUUUAUCCUUUGUUUUCUGUUUUCCUUCUGUCUUUUCCUUCCCCUCCCUUCAUGGAUAGUUUUUUUUUCCCCAGAAGGGAUCUUGCCAGUAUCAUGUGUGACAUGUGCAUGGACUUGAUUCCAAAACAACACGCAACAGACUUGGGAGGGUGAAACGUGGAUUAUUUCCUUUCCUGUAUAUUUGUGGAAGGAAAGGGAUUGUAUUUGUAUUUGUUGAUUUUUCCUAGAAACUGAACUUUAUCUGUUGCCUCAUGAGAGCAAUUGUUCUUUCAGUUUCAGAAAAUCAGAAAAUAACUUAAUUUUUCCCCUCCAUUCAUCCAUCCACUCAGAUUUGUGCUCACCAGUUUUACUUUACAACUCUUCACUUUACUCCCCUCCCCCUUCACUCCCCCUCCCUCAUUCUUUAAUUUGGAACAGUGAAUGGGCAGAUCUGUUUCUGGUUUGGCAUCACUGAGUUUUUUCCCAUGCAUUCGCCCCUGAGCUUCUCGGAUGUGAGACAAAUCUCCCUACAAUAGGCUUGCUGCCAUUGUCUGUACAGUUUAAUAGAUGCUGGCAUGUUGGAGGUUACCCAUGAGUCUGCAAAAUCCGCUUUCCAUGCUUACUCUUGACACCCCAUUGAAGCCACUCAUUGUGUGUGCAUCUGGGUAUGAAAGUCCAGCUCAGUGUGGUCCUGUGCUUGUACUGCCCUGCUUUGCAGUUUCUUUGCACUUAUUCAUUGAGUGCUGUUUUUGAAAUGCUUACAUUAUAUGAACUUAAAAGAAAAUGUUAAAAAAACAACCCAUAAGAUCUGUAUUUGUAUAUACACGUGUCAGUACAAUUAUACCUAAAUAAAAAUUAAAGAUUUUCAUCAUUUUAA
Molecule: messenger RNA, 11817 nt
Organism: Dermochelys coriacea (leatherback sea turtle)
Lineage: Eukaryota; Metazoa; Chordata; Testudines; Dermochelyidae
Gene: EFNA5
Product: ephrin A5
Exons: 5
Coding region: 6843-7529 (228 amino acids)
Biological process (GO): axon guidance; ephrin receptor signaling pathway; regulation of cell-cell adhesion
Cellular component (GO): external side of plasma membrane; plasma membrane
Molecular function (GO): ephrin receptor binding
Source: RefSeq, a predicted model, not a curated record